Daphnia carinata is the source of this 2089-nucleotide messenger RNA. Its product is annotated as solute carrier family 15 member 4-like. Lineage: Eukaryota; Metazoa; Arthropoda; Branchiopoda; Diplostraca; Daphniidae. Gene Ontology annotation, cellular component: membrane. The transcript has 9 exons. The record is from RefSeq and is a predicted model, not a curated record. Gene Ontology annotation, biological process: transmembrane transport; oligopeptide transport. Bases 242 to 1945 code for a protein of 567 amino acids. Gene Ontology annotation, molecular function: transmembrane transporter activity.
UUAAUGACACUGCUAUUGUCUUUGUUUAGCUACCGUGUUAAAUAAACAAAAUAAAUAAAACAGCAACCGUGGCAUUUACUUCUCAAAUCCAGGACUUCUGGUCUGUGAUGUCACGGUUUAUGUCGUCUGCAAGGACUGUAUAUGUGUUUGUUUAUAAAGUAUUAUUGGCAACCGGUUGAGAAGGAUUCGCGAGCGGGUUCCAAAUGGAUGAUUGUCACAUUCUCGUGAAAAAUUAAAGAUUAUGGAAGGCGAAGGGCGACCGCUUCUUUUGGAUCCACAAUGCAGCCCACUGUUCAUUCUUCCAUGGGAUCCUUUACGUGCAAAGAAAAGUGGUAUUAUGAUUCUCGUGUCAGUCACACUGGAGAGAUUGGCAUAUUUUGCAGUUGUUAUGAAUUUGUUCCUUUAUCUCAACAAAGGUCAACCAGAGAUUCAGUCAUGGGAACCUAUUGAAGCUCUAACUGCAGUAUAUGUUAUUCAUGGUGUUUCGUGUAUUUGUUCUCCUAUUGGUGGCUGGUUAUCCGACUCAUUCAUUGGGAGAUACUGGGCAGUCAUUGUAGGUUCAUUGGUUUACAUAACAGGCUAUACUUUUUUGACAGCCCUUUCUGUUAAUGGGUUAACAUCAAUGGGCUGCGACUGGAAAUCUGAAAAUGAUAGCCUUGUUAGCAAUAGCAACUUUCAUUGGCUAAUUUUGGGGAAAGAAUCCCAUCCUUGUUCUGCCCAUGUUUAUGUCACCUUGAUUUUGAUUGGUCUUGGAGUUGGAUUUUUGAGAGCAAACAUUCCUCCCUUUGGGGCAGAACAAGUCCGAGCUGGAGGGGAAAAUGCUGUCAGACAAUUUUUUAAUGCAUAUUAUUGGUGUGUCAACAUUGGCGGUUUGAUUGGAAUCGGGGUUUUGGCCUAUGUGGAACAAAAUAUGGAAGAUGGGUUUUUCAUUUCAUAUCUCGUGGCAACUACUGCUUUAUGUGCAUCUCUUGUUAUUUUCUGUGCCGGGAAAGGUUUCUAUAUUGUGCAUAGGCCGGGGAACUCGGUGGUUAUCAAUUGCUUUCGAAUAGUUGGUGAAGGAUUGUAUAACACGUGCAAGAAACAAGACAGCGUUCAAGGUUCUCCUAUGUUUCGGCGACAAUCCCAUCAGCCAGUCUCCCUUGUUGCGCUUAAGGGAUCGUGUUGGAUCGAUCGGGCAAAAAUUUCUCAUGGGGGUUCUUUCCACGAUACCACGGUAGAAGAUGUGAAAUCGUUUUCCAAAACCCUGGUCUUCAUUUUUGUGCUACUGCCUUACUGGUUAGUCUAUUUUCAGAUGUCUACCAGUUUUCAAGCCCAAGGCCUUCACAUGAAUCUACACCUUAACGGAAGUAGUGCAACUGACUUUGAGAUUCCUGCAGCUUGGUUAACACUGUGUGACGAUGCGUUUGUCAUUUUGCUGAUUCCUGUUUUAAACCUGGUCGUCUACCCGUUCCUAGACAAGAAAAAUAUUACAACGGUUCCAUUAUGUCGUAUAGUUGUAGGAAUGAUUAUAAGCUUGACUGCCGUCAUAGUGGCUGCACUUGUUGAACAUUUUCGCUUGGAAGACUGGAGACAAGGGAAUUCUAUCAAUCAAAUGAUAAGUAAUACCAACUAUAACGCAAGUUCCAUGUCGAUCUUAUAUCAGAUACCUCAGUAUUGUUUGAUCGGGACGGCUGAAGUUUUUGCCGGAGUUGCAGGACUAGAAUACGCUUAUACAACAGCUCCACGUACUUUCCAGGGCAUCGUACUCGGUCUCUAUUCAGCAAUAGAGGGCCUGGGUUCCUUUCUUGGCAUUCUACUUGUUCGCAUAACUCGUUCUUUGCAGCUAGGCUGGAUCCGAAGCGAAGUUAAUUUUAAUAAAGGCCAUUUGGAUUACUUCUUUUACCUCCUUGCCGUCAUUCAGUCAGCAGUCGUCGUCGUAUUUGGAUUAAUAAUGUAUCUGAGGUAGGUGGGAACCGCCUCGACGAGAUGUACACACGGAAGAAACUCUUGGUGCCAGUGCAUUGCAUAGCGAAUAUUACCAAUCUAUUGAAACCUCGCCCGUCCCAGAAUCGCCAAUGACCUAAUGUCAAGACUUGUUAUGCAUUUUGGA